Eimeria tenella is the source of this 780-nucleotide messenger RNA. RefSeq lists its product as uncharacterized. Gene Ontology annotation, biological process: transmembrane transport. The transcript has 3 exons. Bases 1 to 780 code for a protein of 259 amino acids. Lineage: Eukaryota; Apicomplexa; Conoidasida; Eucoccidiorida; Eimeriidae. The record is from RefSeq and is a predicted model, not a curated record. Gene Ontology annotation, molecular function: ATP hydrolysis activity; ATPase-coupled transmembrane transporter activity; ATP binding.
AUGGACUUGCCCUCAAUACGGCGUUCUGUGUCUUAUGUGGAGCAAGAGCCUUUGCUGUUUAGAAGAAGCAUUGCAGACAACAUUGCCUACGGGCUGCGGCCGCUGCAGCACAGCAGCGAUGACUGGAUGAGGUGCAGCAGCAGCAGCAGGCUGCAGCAGCAACAGAAACGAGGCAAGAGCGACACUCUGACGCAGGCCACGAAACAGCAGCAGCAAGAGUGCCAGCAGCAGCAAGACGGCCAGCAGCAGCAGCGAGAAGGCCAGCAGCAGCAAGAGUGCCUGCAGCGGCAGCAGCAGGAGACGGACUUGUACGAAGCCGAGCUGUCGCGGACUCUGCGCCACCCCGAGGCAGCAGCAUGGCCUGCGGGUUUGCUGCAGCAGGUCGUUGCUGCAGCAGCAGCAGCAAAUGCGUUGCCCUUCAUCAAGCAGCUGGCUGACGGUGUCUUCACUGUCUGCGGCGAAGGCGGAGUUCGGCUUUCGGGAGGUCAGAAGCAAAGAAUUGCAGUGGCCCGGGCGCUGCUACGCAAGCCGCGGCUGCUGAUUCUUGACGAGGCCUCCAGCUGCCUCGACGCCGACAGCGAGGCAGCACUAGCGAGCACUUUGAGGCGGCUGAAGGGCCAAACCACUGUCAUCACGAUUGCACACAAACCCUCAAGCCUCAAGGAGGCAGACCGGGUGGUGGUGAUAGAAGAUGGACAAGUGGCAGCAGAAGGCCCUCGCUCUGAGAUGCUCGGAAACAAAAGCUCAAGGCACAGGCAGCUUCUGCUGGACGAGCUGUAA